AUGGCCGACAUAGACGAUGAGCUUUUGGCUCUUGCGGGAGGUGGAGAGUCCUCAGAUGAGGAGGAGGUGAUGUCAGAGGCAGAGAGCAGGGCGCAAUCCGUUUCGCCUCCGCCUAAGGCAGCUGCAAAGAAGCCUGUGGCAAAGAAAGUGAAGAAGCGCACAGGAGGGGACGACUCUGAGGAGGAAGGUGAAGCAUCAUCAGCAAUCGGUAGCCCGAAUUCGAUAGGAUCGGCCGCGAUGGACGAGUCCGACUCCGAGGCCGAACAACCGAGCGGCCGCGCCGCGCACGAUGACGAUGAAGAGGACAAGUACCCUGUCGACGGCAUGUUCAGGAGUCUCGCGGAGAAGGAGCAAGUUAUGGCGAUGCGUGAGGUCGAGAGAGAGUCACUGCUCGCAGAACGUCAGGCCGAGAUCGAGCGCCACAGACAGAACCGCAUGCUGCGCCAGCUCGUCAGUCAGCAAGAGAACAAGGAGAAGAAACAGAACCUCAAAAAGCGCAGUGCCGACGCCGCAGACCUCGAAGACGCCUCGCGCAAGACGUCGCGUCCUCGCGCGGAUGGAAAGGCGUCUGCUAUAGAUAAGCUGCGUCACGCCCGCGCGGAGAAGAGCGAUCGCCAACGCCGCAGAGAGGAGGACCGACAAAAGGGCAACCGUUCACCGCGCGAUGACGACUACGGUGCUGCUGGCGAUAGCGACGCUGACGACGAUUACGACGAGCGCAAUCGACGACGCCGCAAGACGAGAUCGCCUGAGGAGGAGAUUGUCGCGCGCGAGCUGCCGCCGCCAGACAUGCGCGACUUUGAGCGCGUCCGCGUGGGCAAGAGUCGCUUUGCUGAGUACUGCUUCCACCCGUCCUUUGAGUCGACUAUGAUCGGCUGCUACGUUCGCAUCAGUCUUGGACCUGAUCCCAAGACAGGCGCGGACGAGUAUCGCAUGGCGCGGAUUCAAGCUAUCACUGUCGGCAAGCCUUAUGCCAUGACCGGCCCCGGCGGCUCUUUCGUCACUGACCAGUAUGUUCUGGCUGCUCACGGCAAAGCCGAAAGGCCGUUUCCCUUCAUCUUCCUGUCGGACAGGCCAUUCACCGAGCGCGAAUACAUUAGAUAUGAGAAAGUCGUGCAGUCGGAUGGCCUGACCAUGCCGAAGAAGCAGAUACUGCUUGACAAGAUCGAUGAGAUCAAUGCACUCGUCAACUACCACCCCACAACAACGGAAAUCGAUGAGCGCAUUCAGCGCAAGGCUGCCCUCCGCAAGAAGUUCGACCCCAAAAUCCGCGAGCGACUCGCGCAGGACAUCGAGAGUGCCCGGAUACAGGGCAACACCCGAAAGGCAGAGGAGCUCCAAGAACAGCUCGAUGAUCUCAAGACGAAUGUCCUUGCGUUCAAAACCAGCCUCAGUGACAGCUCAUCGAAGCCCAACGCCACUUCUCAACAGGAUCGUCUGGCCGACAUCAACCGCCAGCGCAGACUCCAAAACGCUGAGAAUGUUAGGAAGGCGCAGCUCAAGGAAAAAGCCGAGGCUCGCAAGCUCGAAGCCGCGAUGGAGAGAGGAGAAGACAUCAAGAACGAUCUGUCACGGCGACUGCGCACAAAGGCCAAGUUCAUCCACGACGUCAAUGAUGGCAUCAAGAAGCCCUCCAGCACAAAUGGCAGCAAUGCGAGCACCCCAGCAAACGGCACACCCCAGCUUGGGGCCCAGAGCUCGGGAUCCAUGUUGCCCCAUCUCGCCAAGCUGCACGCGGCGAACCAGAAGAAGGGCAUCCCUACCAUCCACAAACCACUCAUGGACGACGACAUCAUUGGAGCUUUGGACCUCGACAUCGACGUCGAAAUUGACUAA
Molecule: messenger RNA, 1836 nt
Organism: Colletotrichum karsti
Lineage: Eukaryota; Fungi; Ascomycota; Sordariomycetes; Glomerellales; Glomerellaceae
Product: plus-3 domain-containing protein
Exons: 4
Coding region: 1-1836 (611 amino acids)
Cellular component (GO): Cdc73/Paf1 complex
Molecular function (GO): RNA polymerase II C-terminal domain phosphoserine binding; DNA binding
Source: RefSeq, a predicted model, not a curated record